UGACCACGGUUCUUCGUUCCCAGGGUUCCGUGAGAGCCGUUUGCCCCACCCCGCCUCUACAACGCUAUCUAUCUCAAUGUUCAAUUCUCAGAGAAAAAAAAAGGUGGGCAAAAAUAAUUCAGGGUAACACAGCAAAGAAACGAGUCUCACCUCCCCGACCGGUUCAUCGGAGCAACCGCGGCCUGUCGGCGGUUAAAAAUGACAGCGUCGCCGUUGGACCAGUGAUUGAAAACACCGCGGUAUGUUCAUGUAUCAUGCACAUGUAACCAUAAUCUACCAUACGGAUUCAAAGGGAAUACAAAAAUCCGAGAGACUUGACAGCGCCUUGUACCUGCGCCAAACGGGAAAAUAACGGAGGAUUUUCCACGAAUAUCACCUGGAUAUCGCGCUAUAUUCAAGGACAUCCAGCUGCCAAACACCGCCUUAGCUCGGCCCCGGAGAAGCUUUCUGAUGUGAGGAGAAAUAUAAAUUGACGUUACGGAGAGAAAAAGGACGGAGAAGGGGCCUUGUUUCUUUCCCCCCUUUUUUUUCUUUUCUUUUUUCCUUUUUUCUUUUCUUUGGGGGGUGGGGGGGUUCUCGUGAAACCUCAGGAAAAAAAAGCCAAGCACCAGCAUCUACUUACGGGGGAGAGGAAAUAAUUUGGACAUCGGCUAAAAACGGGAUCUUAUUGAUAAGGCUCCUAUAUAUAAUGUGACUGUUGUGGUGGAGACAGAAGCCCGGGUUGUAGCCUGAUGAUUCACAUGCCGUCAUUUUAAGAGGAAAUAUUAAUUUUUUAAUUUCUCCCCAUCCGCCCUGUUAAUGUGCUUUUUUUCCUGGCCAGCCUGAGAUAGGAUUUCAAAUAAUAACCUGAAAUUAUAUUUAAAGGGAGAGUCGAUGGAAAAAAAGAAAACGGGGCUCUUUUUGGUUGUGAGUGGAAAUGAAUUGAACGGCAGAGUAGUGAGGCAUCUGCCAAAGAUGGGCUCCGGAGGAGACAUUUGCUGAGGAAGAUUUAACAUCAAAGCUUGAGAAAAUAUACAUACGUGUAUAUUUAAAACAAAGGAGGAAAAGAAGGGGGGGUAAAAAAAAAUACACCUUUAAGGAAUCUGGACCCCACCACCAGCACCAUCGCCAUCCCUAGACACUCAUUCAUGUGCAGCCAGAAGCUGGAAAUUUUACAUCCACUCUCAUAUCAAUGUUGAUGACUUCAUUGCGGAUUUACAGUGGGGGAAAAAACUACAGGAAUCAAGCAUCUGAGAAGGGCGGCAUCGUAGCUCUGCUCCUUUCUGACUGAUCUGUUGCUGAUAAAUUGCCAGUAAAUAUCCACACCCCCCACCCCAUCCCCUCCUCCACACAUACACAUUUUGCCAAAGCCUGGUGAAGCUCACUGUCUACUACCUGGCGUCUACUUCUUCUGCAUCUGGCAAGAUACAUGUCACCCAUUUGGAGCCAGGUGUUCCUCUCUUGGGCCAGUCUAGGAAUUUGGGAUUGAUUUAAAAAAAGAUCCUCUCUUUUCUGACCAUCACCCUCUUCUUUCACCCACCUACCCCAACCAUAUCAACCGCCCUGCCUCCAAACCCUGAACCUGCAACUGGGUUUUUGGGAAGAUGGGCUGCCUUGGCAAUAGUAAGACUGAAGACCAACGAAAUGAGGAGAAGGCACAGAGGGAAGCCAACAAAAAGAUUGAGAAGCAGCUCCAAAAAGACAAACAGAUAUACCGGGCAACUCACCGGCUACUGCUGUUGGGGGCUGGUGAAUCCGGGAAAAGUACGAUAGUCAAACAGAUGCGAAUAUUGCACGUUAAUGGCUUCAACGCAGAGGAGAAAAAACAGAAAAUUCAUGAUAUUAAAAACAACAUUAAAGAAGCUAUAGAGACGAUUGUGGCGGCCAUGAAUACGCUCACACCUCCUUGCCAGUUAGCCUGUCCUGAGAACCAGUCUCGGAUUGAUUAUGUCCUGAACCUAGUAAACCAGAAGGAUUUUGAUUUUCCUACAGAGUUUUAUGACCACGCAAAGAUCCUCUGGCAGGAUGAAGGUGUGCGGGCAUGCUGGGAAAGGUCCAACGAAUAUCAACUCAUCGACUGCGCACAAUACUUCCUAGACCGGAUUGAUGUGGUCAGGCAGAACGACUACACACCCACUGAUCAGGACCUGCUAAGAUGCAGAGUACUGACAUCUGGGAUCUUCGAGACAAGAUUUCAAAUAGACAAAGUUAAUUUCCAUAUGUUCGACGUUGGAGGUCAGAGGGAUGAACGGCGAAAGUGGAUCCAGUGUUUUAAUGAUGUGACAGCUAUCAUCUUUGUGGUGGCGAGUAGCAGCUACAACAUGGUGAUCAGAGAAGAUAAUCAGACUAACAGACUACAGGAAGCCCUCAAUCUUUUCAAGAACAUUUGGAACAACAGGUGGCUACGGACCAUUUCUGUAAUCCUCUUCCUGAACAAACAGGACCUGCUUGCUGAGAAGGUUUUGGCAGGAAAAUCUAAAAUUGAGGAGUAUUUCCCAGAGUUUGCACGCUACACUACGCCUGAUGAUGCAAUACCAGAGCCAGGUGAAGAUCCCCGUGUUACCAGGGCAAAGUACUUCAUACGGGAUGAAUUUCUGAGGAUCAGCACAGCCAGCGGAGACGGGCGGCAUUACUGUUAUCCCCACUUCACCUGUGCGGUUGACACAGAAAACAUCCGCCGCGUCUUCAAUGACUGUCGCGACAUCAUACAGAGGAUGCACCUACGGCAGUAUGAGCUCUUGUGAUUGGCAGCGGCGUCCAAUCUUACCUAACUACCUAUCAUCAUACCUAGCUAAACACCCCCUCCCGACCAGUUAGCCAAUCACUCAUCCACUUCCACCAACUUCACCUAACAUCUGAGCAAGCAACUGAGCGCCUUGCCCUCCCCUCCACUCCGAUACAGCUUCUCUCGAUAAACACAACUGCAGAAAAGCUGAACAGCGGAAAGACUCUUUUCAAAACAAAGGAAACGUUGUUACAGAUACACCACAUCAUCAACUAUCAGCCUGGACUGACUGCUGUACUCAGCCACACUUUGACCCAGGAAAGAGGGUCAGGACUGGAAUCCCUGAGUGUAGGCGAACUCUCCUUUUAGCUCUCUCUCAGUUAAAUGAACACACAUGCUCACAGGUACACAAACACACACAGAUAUGAGAGACGACUUCAGAUAGGUUUUAAUACAGCAGUAAGACGCAUACACUCUCACAGAGCCUUUCAAAAGUCAAGUUCUACUGCUUUCCAAAGUCGGCAGAGGCUAAAUUGAAUAAUGCCUUCUGAGAGGGACGAGUUUAUUCACCUAGUGCUGAACACGAAGGAAGGGAACGGCGGACAGCGAGGGUGGCAAAAUGAUACAGAGGAGGGCUGUUUUGUGCCCAGAGAUGGACAGAUGGACUAAUUGACUAAUGGCUGCCUGCGGACGUGAGCGUGACUCUAACAGAAGACCACACGGCUCUUCAAGAAUCCAACCAAGGAGGGAUGCAGAAAACAACAACAGAAAAAAAGAAAAAAAAAUAAACAAGAUGAAUAUCAUACAAUGCAUAAACUCAUGCAUACCAGUGAACUUCAUGCAGUGCAAAAAAUCCAAGCUAUAUAUAUAGAUAUUUAUAUAUGUGUGUAUAUAAAUAUGUAUAUAUAUAUAUAUAAAUAUAUAAAUAUAAAUAUUAUAUAUUCCUGUAAUAACGCAAUUCAACUUUUAAGUUUUUGUUAGUUUUUACCCCAUGUUGUGUGUGGGUGUACACUGUGUGUGUGAGAUCUGCCUUUGUGCACCAUUUAAACCUCCAACAGCCACACACACACAUACACACAUAUAUAAAAUAUAUACAUCCUCGCCCCCUUUGCUCCUGCUGCUAUUUGACAACUAUUGAAUAUGUGGAAUUUUUAUUUAACAAGGAAAGCAUGACGACGCAAAAGGAACGUACGAAGUUGAAGAAACGACUCGUCGGGGCUGGAUGCGACAUUCUGACCUGGCAGCACACACGGACACACUAACACACACACCCGUGCACAUGCACUCACAGGCCUCCUUGUCCACACUAUGACCCACCUCCACACCGUUUACCUUUCGUCUUGUUCUCUCACUUCUCCCAUUCCCACCUCCUCCCUUCCUGGCUUUAAGUACGUCUGUCUUUAUUUUACUGCUGGACUAUUAUUCCUGUACAGACUGUAAAAUGUAUUAUUUUGUACAACUUUAUUGAAAAAAAAAAAAAAAAACUUGUAGAAGAUCCCUGUGCCUUGAUCACGACUGUACGUGUAAAAAUGAGCUAAUAUGUAAGUUAUGUUUCACUGCGCUGUACAGCUGGACGGGUCUGUCCCACCUCGUCCGGGCUAGCUCACCCCUCCCGCUGGGGAGGGUGGUUGUGGGGUGGAGGGGGAGGGGGAACGGGCAUCGGAUCGGGCGGAGGCCUUUCGUCUGUUGCUUAGUUUCCAUUUUAUUCCCACAUUUGUUUGUUCGUUGAUUCAUUUGUUUUGUUUUGACUCUCCUCUGGUUUAUAUGAUAGCGUUGGAAAAAAGAAAAAUGAAGGAAAAAAGAUAAUAAGACACACCACUUUAAUGCUGUGUAGUGAACGAUACUGAAUCCUAACACAAUUUUAUAUAUAUAUAUAAAAUAUAUGUCAGAUUUUAUAUUUUAUAUAUAUGUACUGUACACUUACCUCCCCAUCACCCUUGUGAGCUGUCGCCCGGGUUUCCUUUGCUUUCUGUCCGUAACCUGCAAAUAUUUUCAGGUGGUGGCAAUUCUGGGUGCAGCGGGGUGGGUGUUCAUUUCUCUUUUUUUUAUUUUUAGCUUUAACUCUUUUGGAGAGGAGGGAAAUAUCCAGUUGCAAAACAUUGCUUGUUUCUACAUAAACCAAAUUCUUUUUGCUCAAACAAGAGGAAACGGUUGUUUUAGUCUUUGGUUUGUUCUUAGAAAUCGGUAUAUUAGAUCAACAUUACACGAGCUGAAGCAGUCGCUGUCUAACACCUCAGCCACGCAGUGAAUCCAGUCCUUAAUGAUUAGUGGGGGGAUUCAUAUUUUAUUAACCUUAUUUUCUUUUCUUUUUUUUUUUAUCACAAGUGGUAACUGUUCAGAGUAUAUCAUGUUUUAUUCAUAUAGAGAAAGAACAAAGAGUGCAUAACAAAUUAAAAAAUAAAAACAAAGUCACAUAUACA
Molecule: messenger RNA, 5124 nt
Organism: Maylandia zebra (zebra mbuna)
Lineage: Eukaryota; Metazoa; Chordata; Actinopteri; Cichliformes; Cichlidae
Product: guanine nucleotide-binding protein G(s) subunit alpha
Biological process (GO): adenylate cyclase-activating dopamine receptor signaling pathway; sensory perception of chemical stimulus
Cellular component (GO): cytoplasm; heterotrimeric G-protein complex
Molecular function (GO): ionotropic glutamate receptor binding; mu-type opioid receptor binding; D1 dopamine receptor binding
Source: RefSeq, a predicted model, not a curated record